Messenger RNA from Myxocyprinus asiaticus (Chinese sucker), 1622 nucleotides. It is a transcript of the gene smim13, whose product is annotated as small integral membrane protein 13. Bases 123 to 479 code for a protein of 118 amino acids. The record is from RefSeq and is a predicted model, not a curated record. Lineage: Eukaryota; Metazoa; Chordata; Actinopteri; Cypriniformes; Catostomidae. The transcript has 3 exons.
CACAUCCGGGUCAGUCUCAGAUUGAGUGUGGUGUUGACAGGAGCUCGGUGUUUUUGUCUUUAAUUUCUUUUCUCCUUAAGUGUCGCAAUGAUGUAGAUAAGGAGGAUAUUUGUGAUCCCUCCAUGACACGCGUGACCGGCCUCCGUCCCUGCGGGAUUCGGCGUGAAGACUGUGAGGACGUGAUCAACUGUGAGUGUCUCCAAGGGGGAAGGAUGUGGCAGAGUGUUGGAUUAACCGUGUUGGUGAUCGUGGCCACGCUGAUAUGUGUCCUCCUCUUCAUGCUCUUCGGGUGGUAUGUGGUGUGGCAGCUCUUCCUAUCGAAGUUUAAGUUCCUGCGGGAGUUGGUGGGUGACACCGGUUCCCCGCAGGCUGAAACCGAGCCUUCCGAGUCCGAGAGCGAACGCAGCUCGCCUCUGACGCCCCGCCACCGACCCAAGACCGCUCGCCAAAGGAUCGUCCCUCCAGACAGCACUACAUAGAGCCCUGAAACAAGAUUUACUUAUUUUUCUGUCUCUCAAUAACCGUUUUCCUUAUUUAGGCUGGAUAUGAGGUAGUUUCCUAUGACCUGUGCCCCGCCCAUCUGUAACAGACCUGCAUUAAUUGCUGUGCUCUGCAGCCACUCAGUUGUCAUGGUUACACUGGCUCUCCUCGCCUCCUCUCUUUUCUGCUAUUUACUGAGCUCGGAAACCCGAUAAAAAGUCACUAAACUUCAAGUUAAAGUCAAGUUUUGGUGUGUGAACUGAACAAACAUGUAAACUGGAGCGCAGCAACAUGUUUACUUCCCAAAUAACACGCUGCUACCCUUGGCCUGUGUAACAGCGUGGAUGUGUAAAUAUAUAUUACUGUUAACUUUAAGCGAUCUGUUAAAAUCGAAUGAAUCAAGUUAACAAAAAUCUGAUUUACAGCUGACAACCAAACAUCCAGUAUUUCCGUGGACAAACAUCACUACUAUUUACACUGACAUUUAUCCAAUAAGUGCAAUGAAAUCUUCUUUAUUUUUCUUCGGAGUGGAAAUGUCACAGAGCAAACAAACAUUUUAACGGGCUGCACACCCUAAAGACAUUAAAAAUCGCCCCACAAGGAGAAGGAGAAUGGUGUUAUAAAAGUCUGUGUGCUUUGAUGGCCGUCAUUAGUUGCCUCCCUCCCUUGUGCCUCUGGCUUGGGUUGAAGUCGCUUUAUAAAAGUGAUAGAGCUAGAAAUGCCACUGCCCGACCUUGCCUGUGUUGUAAAACUGUAUUCACAGUUAUAUAUUAGUUUGUCAAGUUCUUAAGAAAUGCAGCUGUCACAUAUGUAAACGGUCAGAUUUACAUGUUACGUUAAAUGUAUUCUUUUGUCCUUUAUGACAGUAGAUGUUUUCCCUUCAUAAUAAACAUAUUUCAUCAAUGACAUUUCUGUGAUGAAUUUAGAUUUUAAAGGAAUAUUCCAGGUUCAAUACAAGUUAAGCUCAAUCAACAGCUUUUGUGGCAUAAUGUUGAUUACAACAAAAAUUUAUUUCUCGUCUAUAAAAAAAAAAUAAAGCACAAAUUGAGGUUACAGAGAGGCACUUAAUAAUAAUAAUUAAUAAUUGUAUUUAUUUAUCACACAUUAUACAUUUGCACAUAUACAGUGAAAUUCUUUUUUUU